This is a messenger RNA of Sceloporus undulatus (fence lizard), 1213 nucleotides long. RefSeq names its product BRCA1/BRCA2-containing complex subunit 3 (gene BRCC3). Gene Ontology annotation, molecular function: cysteine-type deubiquitinase activity; polyubiquitin modification-dependent protein binding; metallopeptidase activity. Gene Ontology annotation, cellular component: BRCA1-A complex; BRISC complex. NCBI's taxonomy places the organism in Eukaryota, Metazoa, Chordata, Lepidosauria, Squamata, Phrynosomatidae. Gene Ontology annotation, biological process: double-strand break repair. The transcript is spliced from 9 exons. The coding region runs from base 1 to 729 and encodes 242 amino acids. The record is from RefSeq and is a predicted model, not a curated record.
AUGGAUGAAAAACGAGAAGGAGGAGGUCAUGGGCUCUGCAUCGGGGAGGUUGACACUAGCCGAAUUGUUCAUAUUCAUUCUGUGAUCAUUCUUCGCCGGUCAGAUAAAAGAAAAGAUCGUGUGGAGAUUUCUCCUGAGCAACUUUCAGCUGCUUCGACAGAAGCAGAGAGAUUGGCUGAAUUAACAGGGCGGCCUAUGAGAGUUGUGGGGUGGUAUCAUUCUCAUCCACACAUAACAGUCUGGCCAUCGCAUGUCGAUGUUCGCACACAAGCAAUGUAUCAGAUGAUGGACCAAGGCUUUGUGGGGCUAAUAUUCUCCUGCUUCAUUGAAGACAAAAAUACAAAGACAGGACGGAUUCUGUACACUUGUUUCCAGUCCAUUCAAGCCCAAAAGAGCUCAGAGUAUGAAAGGAUUGAAAUUCCAAUUCAUGUCGUUCCCCAUAACACCAUUGGGAAAGUGUGUCUUGAAUCAGCUGUUGAGCUGCCCAAGAUCUUGUGUCAAGAAGAGCAGGAUGCUUAUAGGAAAAUCCACAGCCUUACUCAUCUAGACUCAAUUACGAAGAUACACAAUGGCUCAGUGUUCACUAAGAACCUCUGCAGCCAGAUGUCUGCCAUCAGUGGCCCACUCCUGCAGUGGCUGGAGGACCGUUUGGAGCAGAACAAACAGAGGAUGCUGGAACUGCAGCAGGAGAAAGAGGAGCUUCUCAAGGAACUGGCUGAACUGGAAUGAAGGCUUCAAGGCCUGGGGAGUGCAAAACAAGAACACGUUCCUAGGCUUGGCUCUCUCCUAACUUACUGCUUCUCCUAUGACUCUUUCCAUCUGUCAGUAAAUGCUGCUACAAAAUCAGAAGGAUCCCAGACCGGGGAAUAUCAGUGAGCAGAGCAAUGGACACAGGAGAAAGAUGCAAGUUAUUUUUUGUAGUUGAUGGACUUUCUUUUCUUAGACAAGAGUUCUUGAAUAUGUGUAUGUUUGAGUAAUACAGAUUUGGCAACCUUUGUCCUGAUAUGUAUCUGGUGGCAACUAAAUAGCUCAUGCUUACGUGUGGAUCAGCUAAAUUGGUGAUGCCAGAGAGAGGUCCUAUUCGUUCCCAUUUUAAAAAUAUUAUGUAUAAAAGCUGUUAAAACAUUCAGUUGGUGACACUUCAUAGAACAAAAUUUGGGUCUUUUCUCUAUCUUUAUAAAUAAAGUCAAAAUAAAGAGACUUUAUAACUGUA